AUGACAGUUCGAAGAUUCGUGAUAUACGUUCUGAAUAACAGAAAAACAAGGAAAGUUGCGCUUAAUACUGCAGUGUGUGGGCUUAUUCUCACGAGCCUGCUGAUCAGUUCGAACCAAAUGCACGUGGAGAGGCGCCACGGACACGUGCACGUGGGCAUGGGCUCCGAGCACCGGCAGGAGGGGGGCGAAGUUCACCUAGGGUUGGGCGAGGGUUGGAGAGAGCGUCUGAGGGGCCCCCUGGAGGACCACGACUCUCGCGUGGUGGCCGCCCUGAGGGAAGAGUACCUGCACCCACCCAGCAGCCAGCCCUACCAGGUGGAGCGCUACGAUCAGAGACUCAACUAUAAGGACAUGGAGUCGUGGCGGUUCCUGCACGAGAGUCUGAUGCGACUGUUCGCGGGGCGGCCGCCGGGCUUCUUCGUGGAAGCCGGCGCGCUGGACGGCGAGUACCUGUCCAACACGCUGCACCUGGAAAUGGUCUAUGGCUGGAGAGGUCUUCUAGUGGAGCCAAACCCGAGCUCCUACAAAGAACUCCUGAAGAAGAACCGUCGGGCGUGGUCUUCCAACACCUGUCUGGCCAUCACGCCUUACCCGAAAGAAAUGGUUCUUGAGAUGGUGGACACACACGCCAACGCUGCGACGUCGCAGGCACUGUGGGUGAUCCGGGGCAGCUCCUUCCUGAGCGGCGAAGGCGGAGUGGCGCAGAAGCACAACUCCCGCACUUACGAAACUACUUACGCUGUGGUUCAGUGCUUCCCUUUCGCCACCUACCUAUCGGCUCUCAAUAUCACUAAGAUUGACUUGCUGUCGCUGGACGUGGAGGGCGCUGAGGAGAAGAUCCUGGCCACCGUACCCUGGGAGGACGUCCGGGUGUCCGUCCUCCUGCUGGAACACUACGGGAGCAGCAAGGGAAAGGACCAGCGAUACGUGGACAGAAUCGAGGCCUACGGGUUUCGACUCUAUGACUACCAUGUCGACAAAGAUAAUAUCGGGGAUUAUAUUUUCGUACAAAAUGAUUUCUUGUUGCUAGAUAUCCAACCAGCCACAGCCACUUCUAACAAGAAAGCGACAGAAACUCUUCCUAUAACAAAGUUGACAUAA
Molecule: messenger RNA, 1101 nt
Organism: Penaeus indicus
Lineage: Eukaryota; Metazoa; Arthropoda; Malacostraca; Decapoda; Penaeidae
Exons: 7
Coding region: 1-1101 (366 amino acids)
Source: RefSeq, a predicted model, not a curated record